Stegostoma tigrinum is the source of this 4332-nucleotide messenger RNA. RefSeq names its product protein phosphatase 1, regulatory subunit 21 (gene ppp1r21). Lineage: Eukaryota; Metazoa; Chordata; Chondrichthyes; Orectolobiformes; Stegostomatidae. Gene Ontology annotation, cellular component: membrane; early endosome. The record is from RefSeq and is a predicted model, not a curated record. The transcript has 23 exons. Bases 458 to 2896 code for a protein of 812 amino acids.
GCCGGAAGUGGUCGUUGCGAGGGUGGAAGUGGGCCUGAAAACCGGGUCCGUCUCUGGAUGUCUGUCUGCCGCGGCUGCCGCUUGUUUUCUCAUUCGGCCAGAGGAAAUAACUCUUUUUAACCCCAAUUCUAAGGGGUGCUGGCCGAGGCGAAAGCUCCAGCAUCUCACAAAAAAGUGCGAAUUCUUCACGCUCUGUCUGGACAAGUGGUCCAGGGUUGAGGGGCUAUUCUCAGGCUGACGGGUCAGUCAUAUCAGUUAGAGUCAGGUCGGGGGAACAAAUCCCUUAUCCCUUAGUGGCUGCCUUUCUUGCCCCCCACCCACGAAAAGCCCCAUUAUUUGGAUGUCGCUGCCUGUGUGAGAGAGACGGAGCUCGAGCCCCUCGCCGAGUAAUGUGCCAGGCUCUGGCUGUCCCUUGCAAGCACCGUUUUCCCCCAUCGCCAUCAGCCGUCUGCUGAUCAUGGCUGCAGAUUUGCAAGCCAAGUAUCAGAAACUUGCACAGGAGUACUCAAAGCUCCGUGCUCAAAACCAAGUACUGAAGAAGGCUGUUGUCGAUGAACAAGGCCAAGGGGCAUCUUUAAAGGUUUUUUUCCUGCCUCAGGAGGAAUUGAAGAUGAAGGACCAAAGUGUUAGGAAGUUGCAGCAAGAAAUGGAUAGCCUGACAUUCCGAAAUCAGCAGCUGGCAAAGCGUGUAGAGCUACUUCAGGAGGAACUAGUAACCACUGAGGCCAAAGGCAAGAAGAGCAAGCAGAAGAGUGUUGACCCUCCGACUCAGAUGAAUCAGCAGCGACAGAGUGUGUUUGAUGAAGAUCUGCAGAACAAAAUACAGGAAAAUGAGCAUCUGCACAGACAAAUACAAGAAGCACAAGCAAAACACAGGCAAACAGAAACUGACCUCAGGGAACGAUUACUGGUACUAGAGAAAGAUGCUAUGCAACAUGAAGCUGUGAUGGACAGCUUGAAGAAGAAGUACAUGGACACCAUCGAAAAACUUCAAAAUGACAAAGCAACUUUAGAGGUGAAAUCACACUCAUUGGAGAGAGAAGCAAAGGACUGUAGGCUUCGGACAGAAGAAUGCCAGCAACAACUAAAGGAUAUCCAUACUGACCUGAGUAGCCGAUUAGACCGGUCAAUAAGUAUUAUUCAAGACAAAGUGCCAUUUAAUGAUACAAGAUUUGCAGAAUACAGUGUAUUGGAUGUACCCGUACAUGAUAGAAGGCAUCAGCUGAAAGCUCGUGAUGUUAGUGGACAGGCACUGGCUUUCCUGCAAGAUUUGGUUGGAGCAUUGCUAAAUUUUCAUACUUACACUGAGCAAAGAAUUCAGAUCUACCCCAUUGACUCUGCGACAGACACUAUAUCUCCACUGAACCAAAAGUUUUCUGAAUACCUGCAUGAAAAUGCCUCUUAUGUUCGUCCUCUAGAGGAAGGAAUGUUGCACCUAUUUGAGAGCAUUACCGAAGAAACUGUUACUUCACUAGGAAAAUCUGUCCCUUUUUUUCAGGAAACUACUGUGAAGCUUAAACCAUUUUCAGAUGUCUUUACUACUUAUGUUUGCUUCCUAAAGAAAAUUCUACCAUACCAGUUAAAGAGUUUGGAGGAAGAAUGUGAAUACUCUGUGUGCACAGCUAAUUUACAAGCAAGAAAUAUGGAACUGCAGAGUGACAUGAAAAAGAUGACUGCUAUGUUCGAAAAGCUGCAGGUUUACACAAGUCUCCUUGCCUUACCAAGUACAAAACCUGAAAUGCUCCUUCAGACAAACUAUAAUGUAGUUUUCACACAGCUUGCUGCUUGUCUUCAUUCAUUGCAUGAUGUCAUGAAAGAUAUUUCCAAGCACUACAGUAAGAAGGUUUCCUUAGAGCAAGAGCUACCCACCAUUACACAGAAGCUUAAAAAUACCAAUGACUGUAUUCUUUCUUCUGUUGUAGCAUUGUCAAAUGUUACAGGAAAGAUUGGUACAUUCUUCAGUAACAACCUGGACUUUUUCACGGUUCCUUCUGUGUAUAGCUCAAGGAUAGCAAUGAGUGUAAUAGAUCCUGUUGCAGCAGAAUGUAUGCUGGCGAACAAGAAGAAAGCAGCUGCAUAUAUUAAAUCUUUAAAGAAGCUUCGUCCAGGAUCAGUGCCAUAUGAAGCAGCUUUGGCAAAUCGCAAGACCAUUCUGAGUUCCACUGAAAGCCGUGAAGGUCUUUCCCAACAGGUGCAACAAAGCCAAGAGAAGAUAGCAAAGCUGGAGCAGGAGAAAGAACACUGGAUGUUAGAAGCUCAAUUAGCCAAAAUAAAAUUGGAGAAGGAGAAUCAACGUUUGACUGAGCUGGAAAGUCAAUUGAAAACUGCAAUGACUGGGAAAAUGCCUUUUGUUGGCUCGAUCCAGGAGAAUGGUACUGUUCACAAAAUUGAAGAAGAGUUGCAGCUUGUUGAAAAAGACUCCAAAGAGCCAGUUAGAAGUACUAGCCUGGUUGGAAUGUUGACCACUUCCAUCAACAAUGAGAUUCCUGAUGCAGAGUCACGUGAACAGUUGAUCAAAAGUCACUAUAUGAUGAGGGUUGCUGAGCUAACAGCACAACUUCAGAUAGCUGACAGCAAGUCAGUGUAUUUCUAUGCAGAGUGUCGAGCCCUUGCUAAGCGCUUAGCACUGGCAGAAAAGUCCAGAGAAGCCCUGUCAGAAGAAAUAAAAGUUGCCAAUCAAAAUAUUGUGCGAUUACAGGAUGAACUAACAACAACAAAGAGGAGCUAUGAAGAUCAGCUGAGUAUGAUGAGUGAUCAUCUGUGUAGUAUGAACGAGACUCUGUCAAAACAAAGGGAAGAAAUUGACUCUCUCCGUAUGGGCAGUAAGGAUCUUUGUUCCAAUAAGAUCACUUCUCAUCUAAACUUGAAUGGUACACAUCCAACCUGUUCGAUCUAGCUUUGUUAGAUACGUUCCUCAUUCCCAGGAAUAAGGGUAAUACAAAGAAAAACAGAGGGCGAUAAGACACUGUACAACUAGACAUCUGAGCACUGAAGAUACAGCUGCUGUUAUCCAGAGGGAAUUUUAUGAUGCCAAAUGAAUAUUUGUGCUGCAGUUCUUUCUAGGAGUAAAGGUGCGCAGUGAUUGUGGUAUUACAGAGCCUAGGAAUCAAAAGAAAAUUGGACUUAAAGGAUUUUCUUAAAAUAACACCUUAAAGUUUUAGGAACAUAAUGGAAAUAUUCUGGCAUUUAAAACAUAUUCCAAAAAUAUUGUACCUAUGAAAUUCCCAUUCAGUAGGUAAUUUGUAACAAUAGCUUUUUAAGAUUGUAUUUCAUUAGGUGAAUCCAUAAUGAAGGAGGUUUUGUACAUUGAAUUAUGUGAUGAUGUAUAUGCUAAUUGUUUAACUAUUCUCUGAAAUGAGAGAUCUAACAUUGUGCAAAUCAGGUGUUUUGAUUUCUCAAAAUGUGGAGCACAAGUCUACUUUGUCCCUUUGACUCCUGUUACUAACCCUGUUAAUGCUGCACCAGCCCUCUCCACUUCUUUCACAUCACAUCACCCUUCUGCUCUUUCUCUCCCCUAGAAAAUUUAAAUGUGAAAAUCUAUUUGGUGCAUAAACUGUUAAUGAAGAAAAAUAAUGAGUAAAAAUGAUGCAUUAACUGCUUACUUGGAGUGCUGUCUCAUUAAAGGAAAUUUAUUUGUCCAGUAGUCAAAGCAUGUAAUUUUUUAUGUGAGGCUGCAAAAAUGCUGUGACUGUACUGUAUUUACCACUUGAACAUUCUGUUCAUUUGAUAUGGAUGCAUUAAAGCAUCCUGGUGUCUCCUAUGAAUGCAUUCAUUAUUUUACAGUUUUAUGCAACUGAAACUCCAGACUGUUUAGCAUUUGUGUCUCAACUGCUAUUUACAAAAUAAUAAAGCUGUCCUUUUUAGUAAGUUCCCAUGAAUAGAAGGAUUCAUGGUCUGUUAAAUAUUUUUUAAAUGUAAGAUUUUCUUAUCCAAAAAUACUUUUAUUUCAAUAUCUCAGCCUUGGGUAGAUUGUGCUUCAAUUUUCCAGUUUUGGCACUGUAAUUUAGAACAAUGGCCUGCAUUUAUAUUUUGCACUUUCUCAGUGUUGUGCAACAUUGACCCCACCACAAAAAUAAACUGUUAAUGAGGAAAAUGUAUCCCUUUACCUCCACUUUACACUGUGAGCUUGUCUUUGUUCAGAACUGAGUUGAGAGUACUUUGCUGUCAGAAAGCACUAACUGUUGAACAUAAGAGAUAAUGGGAACUGCAGAUGCUGGAGAAUUCCAAGAUAACAAAAUGUGAGGCUGGAUGAACACAGCAGGCCAAGCAGCAUCUCAGGAGCACAAAAGCUGACGUUUCGGGCCUAGACCCUUCAUCAGAGAGGGGGAUGGG